Molecule: messenger RNA, 2625 nt
Organism: Tachysurus fulvidraco (yellow catfish)
Lineage: Eukaryota; Metazoa; Chordata; Actinopteri; Siluriformes; Bagridae
Exons: 10
Coding region: 1-2337 (778 amino acids)
Cellular component (GO): membrane; cytosol
Molecular function (GO): RNA binding; SH3 domain binding
Source: RefSeq, a predicted model, not a curated record
AUGACAAGGACCCGGAACGUCCUCGACGUGUUGAUACCGAUUCGGUACGCGGGGCAAAGCGGGAAGCAGUCAAACACCAACCUGAACCGUGCGGCCGAGGGACUCCGAAGCGACUUCCCUGAUGGUAGUGUCACCCCUCCGCUCUUUCGUAUUCACUGGGCUUGGCUGCGUGUGGGCGACAUUGGCGUGCCCCAGCUCUGGAAGAACCUGGACAAACACAUGCACAGCCUCACACACCACGAGGCCAUUGAGAGUCUUAAAGCCGGGGAGCAGAAGCACAAGUGUUGGGCGUGUGACGUGUCCCUGCCGGGUUUGGAGCAGUUCAGCAAACACAGAGAGAGCGGCCUGAUGGUGGAUUACAACAACGACGAGCUAAAAGUUCUGUGUGCUCAGAGAGAUCACAACCGCAUGAUGGCCAAAAAGCAGAAGAAUAGAGAGAAGAUGAAUAAAAAGAGAGAAAGAAAAGCAGCGAAGAUCCAUGGGGGAUUUUAUCAAACUACACGGACGAAAGCUUUCGGCAUUCCCGGACCACAGGCGGUGAACUCGGCAUCGACCGACAACAGAUGUGUCGCUUUUCUACUCAAUAAUGAGAACAAAGAAGGAAGGACGAACACAGAAGCUGGUCCUCUGUCUCAAAGCCAAUCCCAGGCUGAAUAUCAUCAUUGGCAGCUGUCAAAGUCCGUCUCCCGGUUCCAGAACGAGGACGUGCACUUUGCAGGUGACGAGUUAUCUCGGUCGGACAUCUUUUCUUCCUGCGCUGAAGACCGAUCGCAGCAGAACAGAGAGCAGGAUAAAGUCGUGCUCGGUCAGAAGAGAUCGUGUAACGCCAACACCUUUGAAUCUCCAUCCAUGAAGAAGCAAUGUACAAGAGAUCUUUCAUUCAUGAAGGCCAGAUUCAUGAACGCCAGAUUCAUGAAGGCGUCUGUUUGUCCCGGAGAAGUUGGGCGCGUGAAUCCGCCUGCGUCCGCUGCCGCACCGCUUCCUGCUCCAGAACCAGAUCACUUAUCCAUAAUGCUGAAAAACAUCCGGAAUUCUCUGAGCACGGAGCGUCCACAGGUCAGUUCUUUGAAAGAUCCCGAUCCUGAGCUCAGACCAGAAACUACGCUUUCGGACAACCUACGUUUCUCCUCAAAGCCUCCACAGAUGUCCAGAAAGAGUCAGAAAUGUGAGGCGCAAGCCUGCAAGAGCCAGAGAACGUCAUCUCUAAGCAAACCGGAGGACGUCCUUCUGACAUCCACAGGAGCAGGACCACAGGAGACAGCAGAAACCAGCCAGACCAGGAACGUCCUCCCGACCUUGUUGAACCGAUCGGUCGGCAAAGCGGAGGCCAGCAAACCCAACCUGAAGGCGGCGCGAGGAAUCCGAACGUCUCAGAAGCCGUGCCAAGCCGCCAAGACGCCGGUGCUGAAGCCGGUGCUGCAGAAGCUCAUCAGCUCCAAGAGCUCGCAGUGGCGUUUCAACUGGAAGGAGAUGUAUCAGGAAGCCACUCACAGGAAGCUGCAGAGAGAGAAGGGUUUGCCCAGGUUCGGGAUCGAGCUCGUGUCGCCGUUACCUCCUGAUCCACGAGAAGAAGGUCUUGAGCCCUUCGAGCUAGACGAAGGCUUCCAGUGGGCGUCCAUCGAGUGCGACACCGUAACUCUACCUUGCUCCGUAGGUUGCCCGAGCGAAGACGCGGACAGACGUGACCUCAGGAUCUCAAGCACAAAUCACACCUCAUGGACAACAGAAGAGAAAAGAACAGACGUUGGAGAGAAUCCCAGCACCUCAGGGACGAGCAGAUCUCCUGAGCUCGUUGCCGACCGGCUGGAAAGCACUGAACCCGAUGACGACAUCGCCUCAGAAACCCGGGAUUUAGCGAGAUGGCAGAACGCGACACCACGAGAAAGCGCAGUUUGCGUAAAGACAGAGAAGAUGUCUGAUUAUUCUAAAGAACCGGCGCUGGAAACGACCGACCAGGACACAAUCCCGCUCGUCCCUAACGCACAAACACAAAUAAAAGAGGAAAUACAAGAUUUUCCCCUCACGGAUACUCCAAAAAGUCAGGUGAAUGAGCUGUUAGUCAUCUCUCUCAGAGAGGUGGAGUUGUGCGGCUCUCUGGAGGACGUAGACCGUCGACUGCUCCGAGCUCAAGCUGCUCUACAAACCGCCUUCAUGGAAGUUCAGCGCCUUCAGAUGAUGAAACAGGAGGUAACUGCAGAGAUGUCGUCCCUCAGGGGUAAACGAAUAAACAUCCUGCGUAGAAUUAAAGAUUCCAGACCAGACCAGUCACCAGAUGCAGAUUCUCCUACUUCUGCAGCAUCAGGACCCAGCGCUCGAUCGCUCUUCUUUUCGCACUGAAUUUAAUCUCCUAGAUUUUUCUCUAUUCUUUGAUUUAAUAAAGAAAUACGCACAUAAAGCUCUCAGGAAGUGACGUUACACGUGUCUGUGGGUGUGGCUCCGAGGCCCGGCCCGAUACCGGCGUGUAAGCAUCACUCGGCGGCGUGUGCCGAAGUCACUGUACUGUAAUAUAAGGGGGAAGGAGCUGAUAAGUCCUCCAUGAUUACUGAGAUCUCAGGACUGUUAGUUUAGGAGCUCUGUGUGCUUUAGACCUGACCGCUGUCUAUAAAACCUUUUGAUUUAAUCCUU